AUGCCCGAUAAGAGAAAGGCCACCAUGCCAACUCCAUCCUCUAAACGUCCUCGGAUAUCUUACGGUGAAGAUGAAGAUGACGGUGAACCCUCGGUAGCGCCCCUGGAGCGUCCCAGUAACAAUCCCUUCUACGGCCAGAAGGGCGCAUUCCCAGGUCUGGACGAUGGAGGCGAUGAAUUGCUAUACGGCCCCCGGAAGAUGGACUCGAAUAUCUGCGCAUGGUCCGGUAUAUCUGAAGCGAACUCACUGCCAGGCCUAUUCUCCGGGCCCGUUAAAGCGACAAACCUCCCAGAAUCACCAUCGAAUGUGCAAGUCGACGCAAAACCACCUAAAGCGCCUGAUACCCCACUCCCAGAAGUCUUCCUUGUGGACGACGCCUACAUCGCUCCCGUGGAGGAUUUGAACAAGAACAAGCUUGCACAUUCCUCUCUAAAGCUUGAUGAAAUCUACCCGGAGAUGCAAACAUCAUAUUACGGCCUGCUUCGACACCGAUUUCUCCUCUUGCGAUCGACUCUGCGAUGCAGCCCACCUGCUGAUGCUAUCAACGCCCUUGACAAUGAUCAUCCUAUCAGCCUGCCCCGAAAUGCCGGAUCUGCGCAUAAAGCAUGGCGUCGGCUCUUGGUCACAGUCGAUCCACAGAUGGUUCAACUGGCAUGCAUGGACAUGGAAAGCGUGUUAGCAGUACUGGAGAUACUAGCGCGGAUGGUGUCUGAUGUUGUGCGGAGUGAAGACGCCCAACGUGUACGGCGCAUUGGAGUUUGGGCCUGGGGCCUUUUGGGGAAGUGCUGGGAGGUUGGGCAACUUUCUAGCCAGGAAGUGGGGAUCAUUCGAAAUCUGGGCAAACGGGCCACGACUAUCUUGCACAAGGUGCAAGAGCUAGAGAAGCAGUUUGAAGAAGAGGCCGAUUGGUCGGAGUCAGAUUCACUAGAGGAUCAUCAGCAACGAACUCCCGUCGAGAAGGAGGCAGAGACCGAGGGAGACGCUCAGCCCGAAUCUACAGCCCAGUAUUCAGAAGAGACUAAGCAGGAAGUCCCACCGGAACCUACAGCUCGAGGGGAGAAGGAUACCACUCAAGAAGCUGUGUCGGAAUCUGUGGAAGCACCAGACUCGAGUAUGCCUGAUGCAUCGGUCGAACCGUCCGAGUUGGAGGCAGCCAAGGCGCGCUUGCAAGCUCAGCUGCAGAACAAUCCCGACUCUAUCCAGACGUCUGCGAACUCCGACUAUGAAGACUAUGAGGGUUAUAAUGAUUAUGAAGAAUUGACCAAACAGACUCAUGCCCUGCUUGAUAUGAUCAUCACUGUGGUGGGCGAGUUCUUUGGCCAACGGGAUCUAUUGGAGGCACGAGAUGUCUGGAUUUAG
Messenger RNA from Penicillium paradoxum, 1359 nucleotides. RefSeq lists its product as uncharacterized. Bases 1 to 1359 code for a protein of 452 amino acids. The transcript has 2 exons. Gene Ontology annotation, biological process: spliceosomal snRNP assembly. Lineage: Eukaryota; Fungi; Ascomycota; Eurotiomycetes; Eurotiales; Aspergillaceae. The record is from RefSeq and is a predicted model, not a curated record.